Tauraco erythrolophus (red-crested turaco) is the source of this 468-nucleotide messenger RNA. It is a transcript of the gene LY96, whose product is annotated as lymphocyte antigen 96. The record is from RefSeq and is a predicted model, not a curated record. Gene Ontology annotation, molecular function: Toll-like receptor 4 binding; lipopolysaccharide binding; lipopolysaccharide immune receptor activity. NCBI's taxonomy places the organism in Eukaryota, Metazoa, Chordata, Aves, Musophagiformes, Musophagidae. Gene Ontology annotation, biological process: toll-like receptor 4 signaling pathway; detection of lipopolysaccharide; positive regulation of lipopolysaccharide-mediated signaling pathway. Gene Ontology annotation, cellular component: lipopolysaccharide receptor complex.
AUGUUUGGACUUUUUUUUUUCAUUUUAUUCACACCUGGAGUCAGUGAGUUUAUUUGUAAGUCGUCAGAACUAGAUAUAUCAUAUACUUUCUGUGAUUCUAUAGCUCAUGCUUUCAUGUUUAAUCUGACACCUUGCAGCAUCAUGAACAAAUCCAUCUGGAAGCUCACUCUUACCUGGAUUCCAAGAAGUGACAUCACCUUUUUGAAGGCCGUCUUCAACGUCUGGUACGAAGGUGCCAAAGCAUUACACUGGAAGGAAGUCAUCUGCCGCGGAGCCGACGACAAAUACUCAGUGUGCGGAAUGCUGAAAGGAGAAACAGUUGCAGCAGCAUUUGACAUUAAAGGUGCAAGAACAAAGUUUCCAAAGGGCAAUUAUAAGAUUAUUUUACAAGGAUUCUCUGAUGAUUCUGAGAAUAAUAUAGUCAUAUGCUUGAAUUUAACCAUGAUAAUAAAACAAGAUGAUUUCUGA